GGGCCGAGUGGAGCGGAACCGGCGAGGUGAAGCCCCCGGGCCGGCAGCCGGAGCGCUUGGCGGGGGCGCCGGCUCCAUGGGCAGCUGCGCACAGCGGCAUGAUGAUGGACGUUAACAGCAGCGGCCGCCCGGACCUCUACGGGCAUCUCCGUUCUAUCCUCUUGCCGGAGGUGGGGCGCGGGCUUCCCGACUUGAGCUCCGACGGCGCCGGCCCUGUCGCGGGCUCCUGGGCGCCGCACCUGCUGCACGGGGUCCCUGAGGUGACGGCCAGCCCCGUGCCCACCUGGGACGCGCCCCGGGACAAUGCCUCGGGCUGCGGGGAGCAGAUCAACUACGGCAGAGCCGAGAAAGUUGUGAUCGGCUCCAUCCUGACGCUCAUCACGCUGCUGACGAUCGCCGGCAACUGCCUGGUGGUGAUUUCGGUCUGCUUCGUCAAGAAGCUCCGUCAGCCCUCCAACUACCUGAUCGUGUCCCUGGCGCUGGCCGACCUCUCGGUGGCCGUGGCGGUCAUGCCCUUCGUCAGCGUCACUGACCUUAUUGGGGGCAAGUGGAUCUUUGGCCACUUCUUCUGCAACGUCUUUAUCGCCAUGGACGUCAUGUGCUGCACGGCCUCGAUCAUGACCCUGUGCGUGAUCAGUAUCGACAGGUACCUUGGGAUCACGAGGCCGCUGACGUACCCCGUCAGGCAGAAUGGCAAGUGCAUGGCUAAGAUGAUCCUCUCUGUCUGGCUUCUCUCCGCCUCCAUCACUUUGCCGCCGCUCUUCGGCUGGGCGCAGAACGUAAAUGACGACAAGGUGUGCUUGAUCAGCCAGGAUUUUGGCUACACGAUCUACUCCACGGCAGUGGCGUUCUACAUCCCCAUGUCCGUCAUGCUUUUCAUGUACUACCAGAUUUACAAGGCCGCCAGGAAGAGCGCCGCCAAACACAAGUUCCCAGGCUUCCCUCGCCCGGAGGAGCCCGACAGCGUCAUUUCACUGAAUGGCAUGGUGAAGCUCCAGAAGGAGGUGGAGGAGUGUGCGAACCUUUCGAGACUCCUCAAACACGAGAGGAAAAACAUCUCCAUCUUUAAGAGGGAACAGAAAGCAGCCACCACCUUGGGGAUCAUUGUCGGGGCCUUCACCGUGUGCUGGCUGCCGUUUUUCCUCCUCUCGACGGCCAGACCCUUCAUCUGUGGCACUGCGUGCAGCUGCAUCCCGCUGUGGGUGGAGAGGACAUUUCUGUGGCUGGGCUAUGCAAACUCUCUCAUUAACCCCUUUAUAUAUGCCUUCUUCAACCGGGACCUGAGGACCACCUACCGCAGCCUGCUCCAGUGCCAGUACCGGAAUAUCAACCGGAAGCUCUCGGCUGCAGGCAUGCACGAGGCCCUGAAGCUUGCUGAGAGGCCCGAGAGACCUGAGCUUGUGCUGUAAGACAAAAGUCUGACUACUGUAGGAAAAAAAGUCAUGAUUCAUGAUCAAAAGUGGAAUAAUGGAGAUGAAAUAAACAAGGCAAGACCGAGGUGGAAACAGAAUGAAACCAUUUGCUGAGACUGCAGAAUGGACUGCGGCUUCUGUCCUUUUUUGGGAUAGCUGAAACGUGACCAGCAAAGUCUAUCUGCUGUACAGUCUGUUGUGAGGGAGAUGGUGGCCUCUCCUUUAUUUCCCCAUGGAUCAGUGCUAUUGGGCACACAUGAAAAUAGUUCUCAGUCUAAAACGUAGCCCUAUCAGCUGGGUGGUAAGCAGACACGCAGAACUGGGUUCCAGAGAGGAAACAGUUUCUGGUGCUUUGCUUCUGUCCAAGUCUGUGCAAGUGAAGAAAGUCCCCAUGCACACGCCCCAUGCUUCCGAGUCCAGGCCUUGUGGGGAAUAAUCAGGAACCACUCCUGAGACAGGUGAAUUUUGUUGCUGGACGGAAGGGUGUUUUCCCCAGCAAACUGCAGUGAGCAUCGUGAUGAAUACAUUGCAUGUCCACGUUAGAAAACAGAACCCCAUCAUCUGCUAACACCAAUGAUCUCCCAGAGCAGUGUCUGUUCAAAGCUUCUGUCCAACAGUUUGGCUCUUUGGCAGGGUCUCUGAGACACGCCCACCAACGUACUUUCUGUUACCUCCCUUCUUGUUACGAUAUUAACUCAGGAAUGGAUCUCAGGAUGGAGAGAGUCAUAGAAACCUGAAUGAAAGCUUUUCCUCGCACUCCCUCUUCUUCUGGGGGAUCCUGGGAGGGGAGGGCAAUUCCUCCUGUGAGGCAUUCUCCCUGGAUGAAGAACGAGGGCUACCUCAGCGCACUGUACAUGCACGUGAUUGUUGGCGCAGGACAUUUGACUGUUGUUUACAGCCCAUUGUAGUGGGGUCAUGGGCUGGUCCCUCACUGCGAGUUUUGGGGGAAGAAGUAUGGAAAUGAUGGGGAUUCCGUGAAAGGCUGUGAUGCUCCUAGAGAUGGGACAUUCACACGUUGAUUCUCGUUGAGCAGCACUGCAUUAACCUGAGUUGUGUGCAUCAGAGGUCCCUGGGCCAGUGUUGGGAAUGCUCCAGAACACCAUCCUAUUCCUUCAAGAGGGUUUGUUUUUGUGUAUUCUGUAUCUUCAGUCAAAUGUGUGCCUGGACACUUCUGUUCUUCUCCCUCCCCCCUCCCCAAAGUGGUAAACAUUAAGGGCUGGUAAGGACACAGAAAAAGGUCCCUUUGUAGAUAGUAUUUUUUUUUUUUUAAAGGAUGCUAUGUGAUAUGUUUGAGCUAAGGAGACAGAAAGAGAGUAGCUCAGAGAAGAGGACCUCUAAGGGGAGAGAAUGAAUGCAAACCUUCGUUUGAUACAAGAGGACUGAAAGAGAAUAUUAUUUUCCUACAAAAUAUGUAACUGUUCUCUCACAGGAUAAUGUGGAAUUCCAACAUGGAUUAUGGAUUUCUUCCACCUUUCACUGACAUUGCUUCCACAGGGAAGGGUCUGCCUUUCUGAGCGGAGGGGUGGGCCCUAUCCUUUCCGACAAAGCUUGUACAAAUUCCCGAACCGCAGAUUUGCUAAAGUGACUGUAUAUACUUAUAUUCAUAAUUUAAAUGAUUAAUUCUGGUCAGAUAAAUGUUGUUAAAUUGGAAAAUGUUUUAUUACAUUACAUCAAAUAAAGUUUAUUUGUAGCUGUAAUAAAGCAACUUAAGUAAUGAUUUUUAA
Molecule: messenger RNA, 3136 nt
Organism: Sus scrofa (pig)
Lineage: Eukaryota; Metazoa; Chordata; Mammalia; Artiodactyla; Suidae
Gene: HTR7
Product: 5-hydroxytryptamine receptor 7
Biological process (GO): G protein-coupled receptor signaling pathway, coupled to cyclic nucleotide second messenger; circadian rhythm; smooth muscle contraction
Cellular component (GO): plasma membrane; dendrite
Molecular function (GO): G protein-coupled serotonin receptor activity; neurotransmitter receptor activity
Source: RefSeq, a predicted model, not a curated record